This is a messenger RNA of Tympanuchus pallidicinctus (lesser prairie-chicken), 579 nucleotides long. Its product is annotated as PE-PGRS family protein PE_PGRS16-like. NCBI's taxonomy places the organism in Eukaryota, Metazoa, Chordata, Aves, Galliformes, Phasianidae. The transcript has 4 exons. The record is from RefSeq and is a predicted model, not a curated record.
AUGGGGUCAAUGGGGUCAGGGGGGUUGUGGGGUCAGGGGGGUUAUGGGGUCAAUGGGGUCAGGGGGGGUUGUGGGGUCAGGGGGGGGUUGUGGGGUCAGGGGGAGGUUAUGGGUCUAUGGCGGUUAUGGGGUCGGGGGGGUUAUGGGGUCAGUGGGGUUAUGGGGUCAAGUUGUGGCGUCUAUAGGGUCAAUGGGGUCUCAAUGGGGUCAAUGGGGUCGUUAUGGGGUCUAUAUGGGGUCAGUGGGGUUUCAAUGGGGUCAGUGGGGUCUCAGUGGGGUCAAUGGGGUUUAAAUGGGAUCAAUGGGGUCUCAAUGGGAUCAAUGGGGUCUUGAUGGGGUCAAUGGGUUUUCAAUGGGGUCCGGGGGGUCUCAAUGGGGUCACUGGGAUCUCAAUGGGGUCAAUGGGUUUUCAAUGGGGUCAAUGGGGUCUCAAUGGGGUCAUUGGGGAUCAAUGGGGUCUCAAUGGGGUCAGUGGGGUCUCAGUGGGGUCAGUGGGGUCAGUGGGGUCAAUGGGGUCUUGAUGGGGUCAAUGGGGUUUCAAUGGGGCCGGGUGGGAGAUGCUGCGCAGCGGGCAGAUAA